This is a messenger RNA of Clupea harengus (Atlantic herring), 1128 nucleotides long. RefSeq names its product dynactin subunit 6 (gene dctn6). Gene Ontology annotation, cellular component: dynactin complex. The record is from RefSeq and is a predicted model, not a curated record. NCBI's taxonomy places the organism in Eukaryota, Metazoa, Chordata, Actinopteri, Clupeiformes, Clupeidae. Gene Ontology annotation, molecular function: dynein complex binding. Gene Ontology annotation, biological process: mitotic spindle organization.
AGACCAUCCAUAACAGAGACCCAGUGGGCUGGCUGCUUCCGCGGAGAACUUGUGAGAACCGAGGUGCUUCACCACGACAGAAACUGCGCAAACCACGGCAUAAUGUUGAGGUCGCGUGCGAAAUUUGCAGCCGGAGCAGUCGUUUGUGUGGAGAGUGAAAUCAGAGGCGAUGUGACAAUAGGUGCAAGGACUGUGGUUCAUCCCAAGGCACGUAUUAUAGCAGAAGCAGGACCUAUAGUCAUUGGCGAGGGGAAUCUGAUUGAGGAGCAAGCCCUUAUUAUUAACAGCUAUCCUGAAAACAUCAUGCCUGACUCAGAAGAUGUGGAGCCCAAGACGAUGACAAUUGGAAUCAACAAUGUGUUUGAAGUCGGCUGCGUUUCCCAAGCCCUGAAAAUUGGGGACAACAAUGUCAUUGAAUCUAAAGCGGACGUGGGCAGGAAUGUGAUCCUCACCAGCGGCUGUAUCCUCGGCGCAUGUUGCCAGUUGAACACGUGUGAGGUGAUCCCAGAGAACACGGUCAUCUACGGGUCCGGCUGCAUGCGGAGGAUUCAGACGGAGAGGCCACAGCCUCAGACCCUUCAGCUCGACUUCCUGAUGAAGAUCUUGCCCAAUUACCAUCACCUGAAGAAGACUGUCAAGAGCUCAUCCACCCCUGCCAGAAGCUAGCUUCAUGUGUUUAAGAAAUCCAGAGUUGCAAAUCUGAGUAGCUGCGCUAACUUGCUAACUUGCUAUCCUAACUUGAGCUAAGUUAAAGUAUAUUUCACUGCAUUGUUAUGAAUGCUAUUUAUAUUUGUCUAAAGAUUGUUUGUUAAAAUAAUUAAUUUACUUUUAUUUUCUGAUUUUGUAUUUGCUGAUGUCUUUCCAAGUAUUAAAUCAUUUUUUGUCUGAUUUUAUCACAAGUGUCCUUGCCUGUGGGGAUAAUGUAGUUAAUAACAGGAAUGUCGUAGCAAACGGGCUAAAAAAUACUAAAAUACUAAAAUCAGCAGUAGUAUGUGUAAUGGUGUCUCUAUAGCUGAUGUAGUUGACCGAAGAAAGACCAAGGCUAGAACUUAAUACACAGGGAACACACACAUAUGGAUAACCAAUGCAUCCUCUGCUGUGCUUGCAAUAAAUAAUUCCUGCAAUAAA